Messenger RNA from Armigeres subalbatus, 7031 nucleotides. It is a transcript of the gene Dscam2, whose product is annotated as cell adhesion molecule Dscam2. NCBI's taxonomy places the organism in Eukaryota, Metazoa, Arthropoda, Insecta, Diptera, Culicidae. Gene Ontology annotation, biological process: cell-cell adhesion. Gene Ontology annotation, molecular function: protein binding. The record is from RefSeq and is a predicted model, not a curated record. The transcript is spliced from 18 exons. Bases 690 to 6575 code for a protein of 1961 amino acids.
UCAGGAUUCCGAAUAUGGUGAUGAUAAAUAAACAAAACUUCAGUGUAUAAAUCAUAUGUGUGAAUUAAAAGUUUGUAUCUAAUGAAAACCCAAUGACUGAUCAAUACAUACCGGAGUUAGUGAGCGGAAAAUGUGCAACGAGAGCGAGAGAAAUUAGCUGGCCGCCCAAUCGUUGUGUGUAUAUUUUGCAAAUUUGUCCUCCCUCUGCCGGGACCCACCGACAGUUAGUCCAGUGGAGUGACAAAUUGGUCCGAGGCAGUUUCAAAAAGGAAAAACUCAUACCGUCGACCACGACGCCGUACAACAGCGCAUAAAUUAUUGAUUGGGAUUCGAUCACACACGAGCGUUUUCUGGUGGAGACGAAUUUUUUUCAAAGAAAAAAAAACACGACAGCAGAAGGGGAUAAAACUGAGAUUUGUGCGUAGUGGUGCAGUGCAGCACAUUUGAGCGGCCAUAUCGGUGGAUAUCGGAAGCGAAAAAUAUUGUGUCCUGGUGCUCGGAACAUCGGACGGCUGGGCUGCGUGCGAUUGGGGCAAUCGAUCUCCAACGUGACGAAAAUUUCCCCAGUGAAUUAUUUUCGGAUUAUGCAGUAGAAGGGCAUUCAAAAGUGUGACAAAAGUUUUCCGGUGACAAGUUACAGGUGAGGUGUUUGGGAAAUUAAAGCUUCGGCAGAGAGCGCAUCAUCAAUAAUGAAGUGCAUCAGAAUAAACGACCCGAUGGUAACGAUGGCCUUGCUGCUGGCACUGUGGAUGAAUUUCGGCCUCACACUAGCGUUCGAUUCACAUCUGAGGGGUCCCUCUUUCGUCAUGGAACCACCACCGCGGCUCGAGUUCUCCAACUCGUCCGGCGGAUGGUUGGACUGUUCGGCCUCUGGCAGUCCCCAACCUACCAUCGAUUGGCUAUCGGUGGACGGAACGUCCGUCGGAGACGUCGGGGGAGUCCGACGAGUACUACGGAACGGCACUCUGGUGCUUCUGCCGUUUCCUGCAGCAGCCUUUCGGCAGGACAUCCACAACACAAUCUAUCGAUGCGUGGCGUCGAACACCGUGGGGCGCGUAAUCUCCCGAGAUGUACAAGUUCGAGCAGUGGUUGCUCAAGCGUACAAAGUCGACGUCGAAAUGCUGGCAGCGUCCCGCGGCUGUACCGCAAUUCUGCGUUGUGUAGUGCCUAAUUUUGUUAAGGAGCUAGUGCGGGUGGUGUCCUGGGUGCAGGAGCCGGCCUUCUACAUCUAUCCCUCGCUGCAGGGCGAUGGAAAAUAUCACCUGCUUCCCACAGGCGAGCUUCUGGUGCACAAUCUAGAGUAUAACGACCGGUAUCCGUCGUACCGGUGUAGGACGAUGCACAAACUAACGCGGCAGGUCGUCACCAGCAGUGCAGCGAAGAUCCGAAUGAACGAUCAACGCGGUAUUGUGUCUCCUAGUGUAGUAGAGCAUACGUCCCACGUUUCAGUGUCGCAAGAUGAAGGGGCUGUUUUGCUUUGUGUAGCGCAAGGCUGUCCAUCGCCUGAAUAUCGAUGGUACACCCACAACGGACCGGAACCGAUUCCCGUUUCGUCCGGACCGCGGAUACGACUGCUCGGGCCGGUACUAGCCAUCGAAGCUGUGACGACCGAGGACGGGGGUGUGUACAAGUGUUCCGCAUCGAAUGCCGGGGGUGAAGCCAGUGCCGAUUUGCGGCUAACAGUUUCGACGCCGAUCCACGUGGAGAUAUCUCCGAACGUGCUAAGUGUUCACAUGGGUGGAAUGGCCGAGUUUCGUUGUUUGGUCACGGCUAACGGGAUGACGGCCGGGCCACAGCACAUCACCUGGUUCAAGGAUGGCCGACAGCUGCCCAGCUCCGGGCGGGUGGGCGAUACGCUGCAAGUGACCGGCGUCACCAAGGAGGACAAGGGCAUGUACCAGUGCGUCGUUCGGCGGCAGGAGGGAGACUCGUUCCAAGCAUCCGCCGAACUGCAGCUUGGAGAUGCCCCUCCGUCGCUGGUGUACAGCUUUAUCGAGCAAACCCUUCAACCGGGGCCGGCCGUAUCGCUCAAGUGUUCCGCCCAGGGAAAUCCGACUCCGCAUAUCUCGUGGACGCUUGAUGGGUUUCCGCUGCCAACCAACGGAAGGUUCAUGAUUGGCCACUACGUAACGGUUCACGGAGACGUGAUAGCUCACGUGAACAUUAGCCACGUCAUGGUGGAGGAUGGUGGAGAAUACUCGUGCAUAGCGGAAAAUAGAGCCGGAAAAACAUCUCAUUCGGCACGAUUAAAUAUCUACGGAUUGCCAUACAUUCGUCUGAUACCCAAGGUGACUGCGGUGGCUGGCCAAACACUGUACCUAAAAUGCCCGGUUGCGGGCUAUCCCAUCGAGGAGAUCCAUUGGGAGCGGGGUGGGCGAGAACUGCCAGAAGAUAUGCGCCAAAAGGUGCAAACCGAUGGAACGCUGGAGAUCAAAGAGGUGCAAAAGUCCUUGGACUCGGGCGUGUACACUUGCUGGGCACGGAAUAAGCAGGGCCACAGUGCCAGACGGAGUGGUGAAGUUACAGUGAUAGUACCCCCGAAGCUGAAUCCCUUCCACUCUGCAAUCCUGUCGCUGAACGUUGGAGACCGUGCCUCGAUAACCUGCUCCGUCAUAAAGGGAGACAUCCCGCUCACCAUUAACUGGCGCAAAGAUGGCCGUCCAAUCGAUCCAAGCCAGCGAAUGUCCGUCACCCAAGUGGACCAGUACAACUCGAUCCUCGUCAUCGAGAACCUGUCCGCCGACCACACCGGAAACUAUUCCUGCGUCGUGCGCAACACAGCGUCCGAAACCGAGGGCAGCCAGUCUCUGCUCGUGAACGUACCACCUCGUUGGAUUGUUGAACCGAUCGACGUGAGUGUGGAACGAAACCGCCACAUUACGCUGCACUGCCAAGCCCAGGGAGUUCCCACACCAACCAUCCAAUGGAAGAAAGCAACAGGAAGCAAAUCGGGCGAUUACGAAGAGGUUAGGGAGAGAGCGUAUACGAAGCUGCUAACGAACGGCUCCCUGCUGCUACAGCAUGUCAAGGAAGAUCGAGAGGGAUUCUAUCUCUGCCAGGCACACAAUGGAAUUGGAACUGGAAUUGGGAAGGUUAUUCAACUGAAAGUGAACUCUUCACCCUAUUUCUCGGGUCAAUCAAAAAUGGUAACGGUCAAGAAGGGUGAUACGGCGAUCAUGCAGUGCGAAGUAAAAGGCGACAAACCAAUCAACGUGGUCUGGCUGCGAAAUGGCAAAGUUGAACUGAAUCCAUCCAACAACUACCGAGUAUCCAUCAAGCAAGAUGCCACGCCAGAAGGCAUACAUGCCGAGGUUCAGAUAUCCAGCGUUGAAAGCGGCGACAGUGGCGCUUAUUUCUGCCAGGCCAGCAACUUGUAUGGUCGAGAUCAGCAGCUGGUGCAGCUCCAAGUCCAGGAGCCACCGCAACCACCAUCCUCUCUGGAAACAACGAUGAUCUCCAGUCGAUCAGUAAACUUGAAGUGGCAUCCGCGAGGAGGUGAUGCUGCCGAAGUGACCAAAUACAUUGUGGAAUAUCGCGAAAUCGAUCGCCAAUGGAUGUACAUGGAACUUGACCCACCGAAAUACGCAGCCAGUAUCGAAAACUUAAAACCAGCCACCAACUACGUAUUCAGGGUCAUAGCUGAGGGACCUGCUGGCCGCAGUGCACCAAGUCAAGAGCUUUUCAUCAAAACCGAACCUCAACGACCAGCCGGAGCACCAUUGAAUCUCUCAGCUAGACCAAUAUCAUCAACGGAAAUUCUUAUCAAUUGGAUGCCGCCAACCUACGAGCUUAGACAUGGUGAAAUUCAAGGAUACAGUAUUGGUUUUCGAUCGAUGCACACUAAUUCUAAUAGCUAUAACUACACCUCUGUAUCAGGGGAUGGCGAGGAUGGUACUGGAGAAUUAUUGCUGGGAAACUUAGCCAAAUAUACUCGUUACACGAUUGUUGCUUCGGCAUUCAACCAAGUUGGAUCUGGACCCCAGUCGGAACCUGUAACUGCCCAAACAAUGGAGGACGUACCUAGUAAGCCACCUGAGGACAUUCGAUGUUCGUCAACUAGCUCCACAUCCAUAAAAGUGUCCUGGCAGCCACCACCUCAACAACAUAUGAAUGGUCUACUACAGGGGUACACGGUGUUCUACGAGUCGGUUUCCGAAGAAUCAAUUAGUAAUGGCGAUAUGGAAACACGCAAGACAAGUUCCCUAAUAGCGUCGCUUACCAGUUUACGCAAGUUCUCCAAUUACAGUGUUCAAGUACUCGCAUAUACCCGAAUGGGCGACGGCGUAAUAUCACCUCCCGUCUUCUGUCAAACUGAUGAAGAUGCCCCGGAGGCUCCCUCGGACAUCAAAAUAGCGAUCAGCUCGCCAUCCUCUCUGUACGUAUCAUGGCUGCCACCUAACGAACCAAACGGAAUCAUCACACGGUACAACCUUUACAUGCGCGCCGUCAACGGCCGCGAAGAAAUCAGCAAUGACAAACGAAACCUACUGCCCCAUCAGCACUAUUUUGAAGCGAAACAACUACAAGGCCACACCGAAUAUCAGUUCUGGGUGUCGGCUUCGACGAGCAUUGGCGAAGGCAAAAGCACUCGAGUGGUCUCACAAAUGACUUCCGGUCGAAUACCGGCAAAAAUAGUCUCUUUCGGAGGACUGACAAUCAGACCAUGGAAAACAUCGGCCUCGCUCAAUUGUAUGGCAGUUGGACAACCGCGUCGGGAGUGGUUUAAAGGAGACGUCCUAUUGCGAUCAGGUUCUCAUCACAACAUCCAGAUUUUGGAUUCAGGGGAAAUUAUCAUCACUAUGCUACAAUCUGCCGACACCGGGAAUUACACAUGUCAAGUAGACAACGGGAUAGGAACUGACCGACUGACGCACAAUCUGCUAGUUCAAGUUCCUCCUGGACCACCGGUCCUGUACGUAACCAGUGCUACCUCUAGCAGCAUUUUACUGCAUUGGAAAAUUGGCUCAACCGGAAAUGCACCAAUCACAGCGUUCUCAUUACAUUACCGAAGGGUGCACGGAAACCUCGAAGAGAUGCAAAUUUCCCGACAUGCUCAAAGCCACGAACUCAAAGGACUGUUUUGCGGAACUACCUAUCAGAUUUAUUUGAUAGCCCACAACAAAAUCGGCUCAUCACCCGCCAGUACCACACUAAAUCUACGAACCCAAGGACAAGCCCCCGGCACCCCGACGGCAGCUGUCCUAGUAGCUCCGAACUCUACAUCGGUUGUUCUGCGACUGAACGCCUGGCCAGAUAACGGUUGCCCGAUUCUGUACUUUGUGGUGCAGUAUCGGUCGAUGGCAAACAGUCUGGAUGACGAGUGGCAUCUGGCGUCCAAUGCACUGAAAAUGCAACGACGAUACACGGUUGCAGGUCUGCUGCCUGCAACGUUGUACCAGCUGAAGGUCGAGGCCCAUAAUGUGGCCGGUUCGACGACUGCGGAGUACAACUUCGUGACGCUAACGAAAGAUGGAGAUCCUCCACCGCCGGACCUACUGCAUCGCGGUCAUCGCUCCCAAGUAUUCUACAGCAACAUACAACUGCUGAUACCAAUCAUCAUCACCAUCACGGCAACCAUUAUCUGCAUUGCGUUCACGGUAGUUUGCUACAAAUAUCGCCAACGUGGUCGGGAGCGGAAGGACACGAUGGAAGGCAACCAACAGAGUACGGACGCCCAGCGGGACCGAUAUUACGCUACUAUUCAUAAGGUGGCACUGCAAGCUGGCGACAAGAUACCAGAAACUUCCGAGGACAUAUCCCCGUACGCAACUUUUCAGCUCUCGGAAGCAAGCACCCUGGCUCAGCCUCAUCACAGCGGACCGGCCAAUACGCUACUGCACUCCUUCAUGUACCACGAACGUGCCAUGACCGAGGGAUGCGCUUCACCUCCUCCCGCAGCGGUACUAAGACAGCUUCAUAAUCAAUCGCCUUACUACAAUAUUAAUUCAUCGAAAGGUCGUCGAAGACAUUCGCGUAAGACGGAGCCUGAAAGUGAAGAGUCAGACUCCGAUCAGGACCAGCUAACGUCCAGUCGGACAGAGUCUUCGAAUCAGCUAGACGCCAAGAUCAAGCAUAGUAAGGAAGACCUUCUACAACCAGCCGCCUGUGGGGAUGAUGAGCUCGUCUAUAACCAGCAUUUCAUGCGUUCCAUUCCAGGUCUCAUCUAUCAUGGCACGCAAUCGAGCACCUCAUCCGACCUGUCACCGAUGUCUGAACAAAAAUCACUACCUCGUCGUGGCAGAUCAAGGGGAACAAUGAGAUCCUUACUUACACCACUACAUUUACCCGACAAUACACCGGGAGGCGGUGGCGGUCCGCUGUUCCACCAGGUGCCGAUCGAGAGUGGCACGCCGGACCGGCUGGAGCUGUCGGAGGCGGAGUGCGACAUCGACACGAUCAAGAAGCUGAAAUUGGGUAUGCGAUCGUCUCUGUGGUCCCGACCCCAGCAAAGCCAUAGUGUGGCGGCGGUGAACGCAGCCGCCAGCGGUGCCAGCGGGGGACCUGGCGGCGGAGGCAACGUCAGCACGACGCAAACCCCCGGCGGACAUCCGUCCGAUUACUCCAUCGCGGUUUAGAAGUUGCACGCCUACACCAGAUUCCUAAGGACAACCUUCACCGCGCAACAGUACUUGAAGACCAUCUAUGCAGGAUUUUUACGGAUACUUUUUUAACUCGGUAUCAGCUCGGAGAUCAGACAAAGGUUUUAUAAGGCCAUCUCUGUAGGUUAAGUUGCCGGUACUAACUAUCAGGCUGACUAAUGCAACACAUUUUAAGACACGAGGGUAAUGUUCCAAAUUUUACAAUCUGCUUUACGUAAUAGUGACCAGUGACUAGCGGGGAUGAAGGAAAAUUGAUUUUUUAUUUCAAAUGGCAUUGUGAGCGAAACUAUUAUAAAAUUUGAAUACUGUGUCUCAAACUCAAACGUCAAUUUAGUUUUAUUUUUGAGAACUUAAGUUAAACGGACUAACAUUGUUGGCACUUGGUUUCCUUGGUUUCCACUUGCAACUUCUAGCAUCGCAAGCCAAAAAAAA